UUGCCUCAAAACCGAUUCACGCCACUGUCAUUCACAACCCGACAAAGUGAGACUACAGAACACAUCGCUUAUUAAUGAAGAAAAACUCUUCUAGAGAAUCGCACUUCGGAAUAGCCUAAAAUAAGACUGAGCUUUUAUGCACGGGAAAGUUACUACUCUUCAACUUUAAUCGUCGGACAUGCCACCUCAAAUGGAUUAUUAUCGUGAAGAAUCCCGCGUCCCCUCUUCAUGCGGAUUGAUAAACGAAGAGGCCGGGUUGGAGAGGGAGUUCGCGCCGGGGUUGGAGAGGGAGUCAGCGCCGGGGUUGGAGAGGGAGUUCGCGCCGGGGUUGGACAGGGAGUCAGCGCCGGGGUUGGACAGGGAGUCAGCGCCGGGGUUGGAGAGGGAGCCAGCGGCUAUCAGCUGUAUGCUGGUGGGGGACGGGGCGGUGGGAAAGACAAGCAUGAUAGUCAGUUACACCAGCAAUGGAUACCCCACGGAAUACAAACAGACCGGCUUUGAUGUCUUUUCAGGUCAGGUCCAAGUAGGAGGAGCCUCAGUCAGAAUACAACUACUGGACACAGCUGGACAGGAGGUGUUUGACGAUUUCCGCUCCCUCUCCUACUCCCACACGGAUGUCUUCCUGCUCUGCUUCAGUGUGGUCAACCCCACCUCCUUCCACAAUGUCACCCACAAGUGGAUCCCAGAGAUCCGAGCCUGCAACCCCUCAGCUCCCAUCAUCCUCGUGGGCACCCAGUCCGACCUCCUGCUGGACGUCAACGUCCUGAUCAACCUGGCCCGCUGCGGGGUCAAACCAGUGCUGACCAAUCGGGCGCGGAGCGUGGCGGUGAAGAUCAGAGCGGCGGACUAUGUGGAAUGUUCUUCGUUGACACAGAAGAACUUAAAAGAGGCGUUCGACGCGGCCAUCUUUGCUGCCAUCAAACACAAGGCCAGGAAGGAGAAGAGGCAGCUGUCGGACAGACGCAGCAAGGCCUUCUCUAAAUGCAGCUGGAAGAAGUUAUUCUGUUUUAUCUGAGAUGAGAUUCCAUGGGUCCUGGACAGAAUAAUGACUAUUUUUAUUUAUUAACUUAUGAAGACUUACUAAGAACUUGUAGCUUUGGAAUCAUCCCAGAAUUGGUAAAUGAACUGAGUUCUACUGGUAGUCCUGGACUGAAGACAGUGGUAUAGCGUACUUCACAAGCCCUUGCAGGUAACCAAGUAAGAACGGGUACUGAAGCGUAAUAAAGACAAGAGAAAAUCAAAACCAAGGACAUUGAGUACAUCUUGUCAGUGGGACAAGGCUGUCAUGGUAAUGGUGUGAAUUCCUUUGCAUGGUCUGGAUUGGUGCCUUCUCCAACCCGAGAGCUUACUGCGCUGCCUCUGUGUGAUAGUCAGAGAGUCAGUGGGUUGUGAGAGAGAAGGAUAUUUUUUAGGUCGUCAGGUGUUGGUUGUUAGCUUUUUCUCAUUUGCAUUUUUGCUGCCCAGCCACACAAAACAAGGCCUAUUCAUAUUCAACAGUGUAUGUAGGCUGAAGUCACAGCGCUAGGCUAGGUGCUACCUUCUUACCUGUGUGUGACCUGGGAAUGGCGUCCACAGGCCAUUGUGUUGGUGAGGGCGGCACGAAGCCUAGCGGUGAGGGUGGCACGUAGCCUAGCGGUUAGGGCGGCACGUAGCCUAGCGGUGAGGGCGGCACGUAUCCUAGCGGUUAGGGCGGCACGUAUCCUAGCGGUUAGGGCGGCACGUAUCCUAGUGGUUAGGGCGGCACGUAUCCUAGCGGUUAGGGCGGCACGUAUCCUAGCGGUGACGGCGGCACGUAUCCUAGCGGUGAGGGCGGCACGUAUCCUAGCGGUGAGGGCGGCACGUAGCCUAGCGGUGAGGGCGGCACGUAUCCUAGCGGUGAGGGCGGCACGUAUCCUAGCGGUGAGGGCGGCACGUAUCCUAGCGGUGAGGGCGGCACGUAGCCCAGCGGUUAGGGCGGCACGUAUCCUAGCGGUUAGGGCGGCACGUAGCCUAGCGGUUUAUUUAACCAGGUAGGCCAGUUGAGAACGCCUUUAUUUAACCAGGUAGGCCAGUUGAGAACGCCUUUAUUUAACCAGGUAGGCCAGUUGAGAACGCCUUUAUUUAACCAGGUAGGCCAGUUGAGAACGCCUUUAUUUAACCAGGUAGGCCAGUUGAGAACGCCUUUAUUUAACCAGGUAGGCCAGUUGAGAACACCUUUAUUUAACCAGGUAGGCCAGUUGAGAACACCUUUAUUUAACCAGGUAGGCCAGUUGAGAACACCUUUAUUUAACCAGGUAGGCCAGUUGAGAAUGCCUUUAUUUAACCAGGUAGGGCAGUUGAGAAUGCCUUUAUUUAACCAGGUAGGGCAGUUGAGAAUGCCUUUAUUUAACCAGGUAGGCCAGUUGAGAACAAGUUGUCAUUUACAACUGGGACCUGGCCAAGAUAAAGCAAAAGCAGUGCAACACAAACAACAGAGUUACACCUGGAAUAAACAAGCGUACAGUCAAUAAUACAAUAGAAAAGUCUAUAUACAGUGUGUGCAAAUGGUGUGAGGAGGUAAGGCAAUAAAUAGGCCAUAAUUGCUCCAGGGUCGCGACCCCACUCUCCGAGGGUGUCUCAGGGGGAGUUGGGAUGUGCCAAAAACCCACAUAGGACUAAUAGGAAACAGGACAAAUAUAAACACCCCACCAAAUUAAUGAGUUCAAUUAUUAAGCUUUGAUGCCGGGGCGGCAGGGUAGCCGAGUGGUUAGAGAGUUGGACUAGUAACCGGAAGGUUGCAAGUUCAAACCCCCGAGCUGACAAGGUAAAAAUCUGUCGUUCUGCCCCUAAACAGGCAGUUAACCCGCUGUUCCUAGGCCGUCAUUGAAAAUAAGAAUUUGGUCGAUUCAUUCUUUAACUAUGAUAAAUCUUGAGGCAACUUGGGAAACAUAUUUUCAAUGUAAUGAUUGUAUACAGUAUAAUAAUCCGCCAGCCUGAGGUGUGAGGCUUCAAAUCAAAUCUUAUGAUCACAUACACAUGGUUAGCAGAUGUUAUUGGUCACAUACACAUGGUUAGCAGAUGUUAUUGGUCACAUACACAUGUUUACUAGAUGUUAUUGCUGGUGUCGCGAAAUGCUUAAAAAAAUAAAAUAAUUAUAACAUUAAAAGAACAAAAUUCUGCAAAGUUGCUUAGGUGCUAAAAGCGCGGCUGCUCUAUCUUUAGGCGGCAUCUUAUCUUGCAGCCUAAAUGCCUCUGCAGAAUGUUCUGUUGGGUUUGCAGCCUAAAUGCCUCUGCAGAAUGUUCUGUUGGGUUUGCAGCCUAAAUGCCUCUGCAGAAUGUUCUGUUGGGUUUGCAGCCUAAAUGCCUCUGCAGAAUGUUCGGUUGGGUUUGCAGCCUAAAUGCCUCUGCAGAAUGUUCGGUUGGGUUUGCAGCCUAAAUGCCUCUGCAGAAUGUUCUGUUGGGUUUGCAGCCUAAAUGCCUCUGUAGAAUGUUCUGUUGGGUUUGCAGCCUAAAUGCCUCUGCAGAAUGUUCUGUUGGGUUUGCAGCCUAAAUGCCUCUGCAGAAUGUUCUGUUGGGUUUGCAGCCUAAAUGCCUCUGCAGAAUGUUCUGUUGGGUUUGCAGCCUAAAUGCCUCUGCAGAAUGUUCUGUUGGGUUUGCAGCCUAAAUGCCUCUGCAGAAUGUUCUGUUGGGUUUGCAGCCUAAAUGCCUCUGCAGAAUGUUCUGUUGGGUUUGCAGCCUAAAUGCCUCUGCAGAAUGUUCUGUUGGGUUUGCAGCCUAAAUGCCUCUGCAGAAUGUUCUGUUGGGUUUGCAGCCUAAAUGCCUCUGCAGAAUGUUCUGUUGGGUUUGCAACCUAAAUGCCUCUGCAGAAUGUUCUGUUGGGUUUGCAGCCUAAAUGCCUCUGCAGAAUGUUCUGUUGGGUUUGCAGCCUAAAUGCCUCUGCAGAAUGUUCUGUUGGGUUUGCAGCCUAAAUGCCUCUGCAGAAUGUUCUGUUGGGUUUGCAGCCUAAAUGCCUCUGCAGAAUGUUCUGUUGGGUUUGCAGCCUAAAUGCCUCUGCAGAAUGUUCUGUUGGGUUUGCAGCCUAAAUGCCUCUGCAGAAUGUUCUGUUGGGUUUGCAGCCUAAAUGCCUCUGCAGAAUGUUCUGUUGGGUUUGCAGCCUAAAUGCCUCUGCAGAAUGUUCGGUUGGGUUUGCAGCCUAAAUGCCUCUGCAGAAUGUUCUGUUGGGUUUGCAGCCUAAAUGCCUCUGCAGAAUGUUCUGUUGGGUUUGCAGCCUAACAGAUCUCCACUGUGCCUCGCAUACUCCCUUAAAAUACCUUUUCUUGAAAAACUGCAAUAGUACUCUUUGUCCCUCUUGAGACACCGUAUCCAGUAUAUACUUCCUCAAAAUAAUCAGAAUUAAUUGAAGAAAUCUGUAAUAAAUUGACAGGUUUUUUUUUCAGAGGGGGGUCUUAGAGUCACGCAAUUUUGCAUUUAACUAAGAUGUUUGGUUCAGUAUUUCUCUAGGAAAUUAAUGUGAAAAUGAGUCGUCUCAUUGAAUGACAACCAUCACUACAUCGAAGAAUCCCUACUGUUGACCAAUCACCGACAAAAAGGAGUAGACUUCGGCCACCGAACUUCGGCUUGCCUCAAGAAAAAUGUUGUGUGCACGAACAGACGGAAAAAAACAUUGCCAAAGACCAAAAAUAAUCAAAACGUGACAAAAAAAUGGCAUCAUAAUAUAGUAUACGCAGAAACUGUUUCGGAUGGGAAGCAUGCAGAUGCCUCUUAACCAGAUCUCCCCCCCCCCCCAUCUUGGUCAGUGUAAAGCCAGCAGGCAGGGUAGAGAAGCUAGAGAGUAAUCCAACCAUACCCUGGCCCAGGAGAAAUCCCCAGCACACUGUCUCUGUUUUAGCCUUUGUUUGUUUACAUCGGUAGUGAGACUAGAAAACCCCAGGCAAUAGAAACCCCAAGACCGCCCAGCUCCGUUAACCUCCAGUGAAUGAAACACCCCUCUUGUCUCUGUCUGAUUGUACUCCUCACUCUAUCUCCAGCCGAUUCAACCCUACUGCUCUAUAGAAUACACUGUGUACAUUAUAGUAAAGCUAAAUAGCUCCUGCUUAAAUGUUAACACUCACUUUAAAUAGCCUGGGUGCCCGUCUAGCUCUGUGGUUUAUUGGACAGGGAUGUUAUUGCCAGACCGAUGGUGACUGUCAGUCCUAGCUUGUUUAUAGAGAUGAGGGUUGGCAUCCAGGCUAUAUGCUGGUUAUGCUUCUCGUGGAAGAGCUAAUGUGAAUUUGAUAUAUUUCUGUUUGUUUUAAACAGUUCAUUGAACGUUUUUUUUAUUUGUCUGCAAUGUUACAGGUUACAAGGAAUUUUCACCAUAAUGCUUCUGAAAGCUGUGAACAGUUCACCUUUGGGGAAUCACAUAUUUCUGUCACUAAUCUUUUUAACCAAACCCUCUGUCAAUACUUUGCUUUUUCAUACUGUGUUGGAAUGAAGCAAUGGAAAUAAAUGAUUUAAACAAA
This is a messenger RNA of Oncorhynchus masou masou (cherry salmon), 5459 nucleotides long. RefSeq names its product ras homolog family member V (gene rhov). The transcript has 3 exons. Lineage: Eukaryota; Metazoa; Chordata; Actinopteri; Salmoniformes; Salmonidae. Gene Ontology annotation, molecular function: protein kinase binding; GTPase activity; GTP binding. Gene Ontology annotation, biological process: establishment or maintenance of cell polarity; endocytosis; Cdc42 protein signal transduction. The coding region runs from base 179 to 1015 and encodes 278 amino acids. The record is from RefSeq and is a predicted model, not a curated record.